AUGGCGUUCCUGGUGCAGCACGGCAAGAGCAGAAGCAGAGGCGUCGGCGCGAGGAAGCCGAGGCACAGCGCCAGGAGCUCGACCAAGCUGGAGCUCAGGCACAGGCAGCUCGCCGUCAGGCUUCUCGCGGCGUGCCUCCUCGCCCCGGUGCUCUGCAUCUGCGCGGCCAGGCUUCUCUCCGUCGUCCUGCCGUCACAACUCUCGUCUGGCAAUGGAGUUUAUCCUGCCGAGGGAAACCAUGUUAUCUCUGACGAUGCUGAAGCAGCGGCUGGAGCUCUGACCUCCUUGCAGCGGGCCUUUGUGGACGACGGACAUCGACUUCAAGAGCCCAGUGCUCCGGUUCCUGCAAGAUUGGGUGCUGAUCCGGUCAGGGGUUCGCCAGAAUUAGAUAUUGAAGUUGAAAGCAGCAACUCCAACCAUAUAACAGAUUUGGAUAAUAAAUCAGGAAUGAAGGGGCUGACUAUAUCUUCAACAAAUGCUAGUUCCCCACCCGAAAACUCUCUCAUGAGUUCCCGACGAUCAGUUACAGAUAUUGAAGUUCCAAAGCCUAAGAGCAAGAUAUAUUGUGACGACAAGAGUAAAGAUGAGGGCUUCCCUUAUGCAAGGCCAAUCAUCUGCCACAUCAUCAGCCAUGAUGUCCCAGCAGUUAUCUUCUCAGUUGGUGGCUAUACCGGAAACUUCUUCCACGACAUGUCAGAUGUGCUGAUCCCACUAUAUCUUACUUCCUUUCAAUACAAAGGACGAGUAAAAUUCUUCAUGACAAACUACAAGCAGUGGUGGGUUCAGAAAUAUAAACCGGUGCUACGGAGGCUAUCGCAUCAUGACAUAAUCGAUUUUGGCUCUAACAAGGAUGUCCACUGUUUUCAGCAUGUAAUCCUCGGCCUGACGAGGGAUAGAGAUCUCAUCCUUGGGCCACAUCCCACAAGAAACCCAAAGGGGUACUCGAUGCUUGACUUCACAAGGUUCUUGCGCCACUCAUAUGGCCUCAAAAGGGACAGGCCAUUGGUCCUUGGUGAGCAGCCUGGCAAGAAACCAAGAAUGCUGAUCAUAUCAAGGCGAGGCACGAGAAAGCUCCUGAACCUUCGUCAAGUGUCAGCCACAUCAAGGGCGCUAGGCUUUGACGUGAUCGUCUCCGAGGCCAGGGGAAACUUGAAGAGGUUUGCAACAAUGGUGAACUCGUGCGACGUGCUGCUAGCGGUCCAUGGCGCUGGCCUCACCAACCAGGUCUUUCUCCCACCACAGGCCGUGGUGAUCCAGAUAGUUCCAUGGGGGAAGAUGGACUGGAUGGCCACCAACUUCUACGGGCAGCCAGCGCGUGGCAUGAACCUGAGGUACCUGGAGUACUACGUCUCCGAACAAGAGAGCAGCCUUGCUCAGAGGUACCCAAGAGACCACUUGGUGUUCAAGGACCCCAUGGCAAUCCAUGGUCAAGGAUGGAAUGCAUUAGCGGACAUUUUUAUGGCACAGGAUGUGAAAUUAAAUAUCAGGAGAUUCAGGCCUAUACUUUUACAGGUUCUGGACCUUCUUCAGGUCUAG
Molecule: messenger RNA, 1536 nt
Organism: Miscanthus lutarioriparius
Lineage: Eukaryota; Viridiplantae; Streptophyta; Magnoliopsida; Poales; Poaceae
Source: the annotation of a GenBank genome assembly